Penicillium brevicompactum is the source of this 651-nucleotide messenger RNA. RefSeq names its product histidine phosphatase family protein. Lineage: Eukaryota; Fungi; Ascomycota; Eurotiomycetes; Eurotiales; Aspergillaceae. The coding region runs from base 1 to 651 and encodes 216 amino acids. The record is from RefSeq and is a predicted model, not a curated record. The transcript has a single exon. Gene Ontology annotation, molecular function: phosphatase activity. Gene Ontology annotation, cellular component: cytoplasm.
AUGUCUUUCCGUUUACACCUCGUUCGCCAUGCGGAAGGAACUCACAACUUAGCUCAUGAUACAACUAUACUCGAUCCGCCAUUGACAGCCAGGGGUGUUGCACAGUCUCAGAGCUUAUGUCAAGACUUUCCAUACCAUGACGACGUCGGUCUUGUGUUGGCAUCUCCGCUGCGACGCACACUCAACACAGCUCUUUUGGGGUUUCAGAACUCCACCGAUCAGAGCUUUUACGCACCAGGCUCUGGCGCGGGGGUCCCAAACGGUGCCCAGCUGGUGCUUGAGCCCGAAGUCCAAGCCCAUUCUGCCCGACCAUGCGACACCGGUUCGGAGAUCGCGAUCCUGCGCUCCGAAUUCCACGAUCUCCCCUGGGAAACUAUGCAGCUGGAUGACACCUUCCCAGAGAAGAAAGGCCUAUAUGCCGCUGAUCCUGAGAGUUUGAGAUUGCGCGGUGCAAGAAUUCAGCGUCAGUUGAAAGAGCAUUUCCAACGACUUGCGGGCACCAAUCGACCGGACAUCGUUGUAGUUACACACGGUGGAUUUUUGAGGUUCGUGAGUGGUGAUGACCGGAUAGAGAUUGGCCAGGCGCGAUGGAGAACCUUUAUGGUAACCUUCAAUCAAAGUUCUGGCAUCAUCAUCGAAUCAUCUGAAUAA